CCACAGCUGCGCGGAGGUUUCCUUCCCCCAGGUUGAACUACAGACGGUAAGUCCUCCGUCCAGUCAGCAAGUCUAGGUUGUCCGCCAUUUUGGAUCUGUAUUGCAGCAUUUCUACAGGUGCCAAUGCCUCGCCGUAUUGACGUGCAUCACCACAUCUUCCCUAAAACUCUCAGCAAAAGUGCACAAAGCGAGUCUGUCGGCUUCAAAACUCCAGAGGAAAAUCUGCCAUGGUCACCGGAGCUCAGCUUGAAAGCGAUGGACUCGUUGGGCGUCGACGUUGCCAUACUCUCGCUCCCCGCUGGGCUACCCCCAGGACCCAGUGGCCCUGAGAAUCGUAAGGCGGCAAGAGAGUUUAAUAUCAUGGCGGCACAGAUCUGCAAGGAGUAUCCUGAGAGAUUCGGGUUCUUCGCCUCGCUGCCUAUCCCGAGCGAUGCUCAGGCUGCGGUUAUGGAACUGACGUACGCUCUGGAUGUGCUGCGUGCAGAUGGCGUGGCAUUGGCGUCUUCCUACGGUGAAGGAGCCGCCGCGACGUAUAUUGGUGAUGACAGUUACGAUGCUGUUUGGGAAGAGCUUGACAGGAGAGGCACUGUGGUAUUCCUGCACGGAACGCAGACGCCCUCUUCGACGCCGUACCCGCAUCCGUUUCUUGGUAUUCCGAUUACAGAGGUCCCAAAUGAGACAUUCAAAGCUGCGGCCCACUUGGUGGUGACAGGUAAGAAGAGGCGGUGGAGCAACGUGAAGAUCAUCCUCGCACAUUUAGGUGGAAGUCUAACAUCCCUUGCUCCACGCGUCGCUCGUUUGUCACACUACAUGGGUUGCGAGUUGGCGCCGAGCGAGAUUCUCGAGGACUUUGGCAGCUUCUACUUCGACACCGCUUUGAGCGCUCAUGAAACUACCCUCUCCGCAGUCGAGAGCUUCGCGAUGCCCGGCCAUGUCUUAUUCGGAACCGACUUUCCAGCCGUCAGCGUGGAUGUCGCGAGAUAUUACACCGAGAAUGUGGAGAAAUACUACAAGGAUCGUCCGACUAAACUUAAUGAGACCGCAGCCAAACUUUUCAAUAAAAUCGACAUCCGUGACGAGCAAGGGUGAUCGACGGCAAUAACCAUUGUAGAAAGGUUAUUCAACUCCCUGUUGUAAGACCGAGCAUUAGCAGUUUCUACAUGGAAGAAUUAGCAGUAUAUAUUCUACGA
Laetiporus sulphureus 93-53 is the source of this 1190-nucleotide messenger RNA. RefSeq names its product amidohydrolase 2. NCBI's taxonomy places the organism in Eukaryota, Fungi, Basidiomycota, Agaricomycetes, Polyporales, Laetiporaceae. The record is from RefSeq and is a predicted model, not a curated record. The transcript has 6 exons. Gene Ontology annotation, molecular function: hydrolase activity; carboxy-lyase activity. Gene Ontology annotation, biological process: secondary metabolic process. Bases 124 to 1089 code for a protein of 321 amino acids. Gene Ontology annotation, cellular component: cytoplasm.